Molecule: messenger RNA, 414 nt
Organism: Canariomyces notabilis
Lineage: Eukaryota; Fungi; Ascomycota; Sordariomycetes; Sordariales; Chaetomiaceae
Exons: 2
Coding region: 1-414 (137 amino acids)
Source: RefSeq, a predicted model, not a curated record
AUGUCGGCCCUCCUCCGCUCGGGCGGCGUCGCUCGCGCGGCAGUUGCUGCUCGCGCCGCCACUACCAGCACCAGCAAUGCUAGCAAUUCUACGGCUAUGAUGACAUUAUCAGCACCGCCUGCGCACCGCCUCCGAGCAGCAGCAGCAACCUUCUCAACGACGGCGCGCCGUGAGGGCGGCGGCGGCAUGCAGUAUGACCCGCCGUCGGGCUGGCUGUGGGGCGUCAAACCGGGCGAGAAGUACCAGAACGAAGGGUGGGAAGGCCCCUUCUUCUACGGCUUCUGGGGCAGUAUUAUUGUUUUUGCCAUUGCGUAUGCGUUCAAGCCGGAUACUUCCAUCCAAACGUGGGCUUUGGAGGAGGCGCGCAGGAGAUUAGAAAUUGAGGGGAUCCUCGAGGAUCCGGAGAAGAAGUAA